Messenger RNA from Canis lupus familiaris (dog), 1775 nucleotides. It is a transcript of the gene RASL11B, whose product is annotated as RAS like family 11 member B. The record is from RefSeq and is a predicted model, not a curated record. Gene Ontology annotation, molecular function: GTP binding; GTPase activity. The transcript is spliced from 4 exons. Bases 1 to 759 code for a protein of 252 amino acids. NCBI's taxonomy places the organism in Eukaryota, Metazoa, Chordata, Mammalia, Carnivora, Canidae.
AUGCGCCUCAUUCAGAACAUGUGCACCAUCGCCGAGUACCCCGCCCCGGGCAGCGCCGCCGCCGCCGCCGCCGCCGCCGACUGCUGCGCGGGCGCCGCGGGCCGCCGCCUGGUCAAGAUCGCGGUGGUGGGGGCCAGCGGCGUGGGCAAGACCGCUCUGGUGGUCCGGUUCCUCACCAAACGGUUCAUCGGGGACUACGAGAGAAACGCAGGUAAUCUCUAUACCAGACAAGUGCAAAUAGAAGGUGAAACCCUGGCUAUUCAGGUUCAAGACACGCCAGGUAUUCAGGUCCACGAGAACGGCCUGAGCUGCGGCGAGCAGCUGAAUAGGUGCAUCCGCUGGGCCGAUGCCGUGGUGAUCGUGUUCUCCAUCACCGACUACAAGAGCUACGAACUCAUCGGCCAGCUCCACCAGCACGUCCAGCAGCUGCACCUGGGCACCCGGCUGCCCGUGGUGGUCGUGGCCAACAAAGCUGACCUGCUGCACGUCAAGCAGGUUGACCCCCAGCUCGGACUGCAGCUGGCCAGCGUGCUGGGCUGCUCGUUCUACGAGGUGUCUGUCAGCGAAAAUUACAACGACGUCUACAGCGCUUUCCACGUCUUGUGCAAGGAAGUGAGUCACAAACAGCAGCCCAGCAGCACACCCGAGAAGCGGAGAACCUCCCUCAUCCCCAGGCCCAAGUCCCCCAACAUGCAGGACCUCAAGAGGAGGUUCAAGCAAGCCCUCUCGGCCAAAGUGAGGACUGUCACCUCCGUCUGAAGCAGGGACGCUCCGGGGGUGGGGUGGGGGCGGGGUUUGGGCUUCCCAGGAAGAAGGCCUGAGCUUCUCCCACGGGAACGGGAACGGUGCAGGCUGGCAGGCAUUCACGGUUCCAGAAAGGGCCAGAGCAGAGGGGCCAGGAGGGCCUGGUGGAACUGCCGCAGGAGAGCCAGCGAUCCGAGAGAGGAGCCGCCCCGAAGAUGCGAACUAUGCUUCCUUUGGAGUGGGGAGGGCGGCUGCAUCACUCUGGACUCUGGUCCUCACCUUGUAAAUGACAGUAAAUGACAGUCACAGCCAACUAGAUUGGCGUGGUCGGCAGGGGGAAUGGAAGAACAGAUGAAGCGCUCGUGGCCUUUCCUCUCUCCUCUUUCUUUCUUUUCCCUUUUCUCCCCACCCCGCCCUCCAUCCCACCAAGAGGAGGCACUGCUUUUUCUCCUAGAGUCCGACUGGCCUGUGACACGCUAGUCCCAGCGGAAUGCCUGCCUACCCCGGACGAUACCCAGAUUUCUUCUUUAAAGAGCAAGGAGGCAGAUGCCACCCCCACCCCCAAUAAAGGGUGGGGUGUAUGGGCCACAUGUGUGGAUACAGACGGACAUCUGGAAGCUUAGAGGGCCUGCAGGAAGGCGCGGCUUCCUCCCGACACAGGAUGAAGAUGCUUAGUUGAACAUGUGUUAAAUGGUUGAGAACUCAACUCUUCAGCCCCGGACUUUUGAGUAAUCGUGAGACUGUAUAAUUUUUUUUUUUUUUUUAACUGUUGCAUCAGGUACAGAAAAAAAAAAUGCGUUCAUAGACUUUGGUGUGAUUUGUGUAAAUGGCUCACGGCAAUGACGUUGGGUUGUCCCCUAGGCCUGGCCGAGUCGUGGCUUGAAUAUGAACACACUGUCUUAACAGCGAGUGAACAGAUAAGGGGCCACCGCCAAAUCCCCGACACAGAUGCACUUUAAAAAGCCACUCAUGCUUUGGCUUAAACUGUAAUUAAUUUAUUUUAUGUACAAUAAAAUAUCAUUUUAAAAGAG